This is a messenger RNA of Macaca mulatta (Rhesus monkey), 1403 nucleotides long. The record is from RefSeq and is a predicted model, not a curated record. Lineage: Eukaryota; Metazoa; Chordata; Mammalia; Primates; Cercopithecidae.
GAGCUGCCAAGCAUUUAAAGUCCUAGGAGUCAGAGAUCACCUGGCUGUCUUCAACAUCACCUGCAGGCAGCUGGUGCAUCACACACUAUGGUGUGAUGAAGCCAGCCUCCUUCACCCCCCUCUAAACUCCGACGGGAAGAAAUGACCCAACAUGGCCAUGCAUUUAUCUGGAGUCAAUGCUGAUUCUGACUGCAUGACCACCUUUACCCUCAGCUUCAUUGUAGCUGUGAAUGCUCUGUUCCUCUCCUUUUCACCCCUGAAGAUUCGCGAACAUGCAGGAUUGAGCUGUGCGAGGCAUAGCAUUCCCCACAUGGUAGGCAAAGGAGGAUGUGGGUCUGACGGCUCUACCGCCGCCCACCCGGGUGAAUGGACAUGUGUUCCGGGGUAUCAGAGCUUGCGGCUGACCAGCCGACGUGUCCACGCAGCCCUCCCACUGGCUGUGUCGACAUUUUGGGUUUCAUUGAAGGAUUUUACUGGUACAGACUUUACAAAGGCAAAAUUGUUUCUCAAGGAAGUGGGCAUGAAAGAUCUCAAAUCAGAGGCUGCUAAAAAUGAGAGGCCAUCAGUUGCAGAAAAGCAAGCACAGAUUAAUGACCUAUCUAUGUCCUACACGGUUUUAGGACUGCGCCUAGAUGGGCUUAAAGACCCUAGCCUAAAAACUAUAAAUGUGCUUCCGUUUUUGCCCUGUAGGACAAGAAAGCCUUACAGACUUGCUUCUAACUGUGAGAGGAGCAGAGGCCGGGAAGGGAGAGGGAGAAGAGGAGGAGAACAGGAGACGAGAAGGAGGGGAGAGGAGGGAGGAGAACAGGAGACGAGAAGGAGGGGAGAGGGAGGGGAGGAGGAGAGAGUCUUGUCAAAAUCUUUUUAGUGCACAAAACUAAUUUUGUUCAUCUUGGAUUUGGUGAGCUGGAUAAUAUUCUGCGCACAGCUCCUAAAUGAAUUAUUAAAUGUCAACUCAAGAUGGCUUAACUAAAAUACUCAAUUUAAUAACCAAAAGUAUCGAAGGUAACAACAACAAUUUUGCAGGUGAUUGUAGAGUUGUCAAGUCAAACCAUUAUAGACAAGCAUUUGGGGUUUUCACAUAAUCUCCUUCCACAUCUCAUCUUCUGUCACUAAAUACCCACUCUGGUGAGCAUAUUCCAUUUCAAUAAAGAUCAUCCCUUCGGUGCCAGCUUCUUUUUAUUCAGAUUGAGCCAGAAAACCUUUUUUUUUUUUUCUAAAAUAUAAAGCUAAACAAGAUCUCAGUCACAACCACCAAAUCUUUAUUAAUGCAUUCCUUGUGCUACUUCUGAAUAUUAAUAAAAAUUAAUAAUUAAUUUUGCCUUUGGCAUUGCAAGAUAUACUAGUUUUAAUUAGUGUACUGUACUCCUAUACAAUUAAAAAAUAAUUGAUGUCCACGCUUA